GAAGUUGUUAUUCCAGUUUAGUCCCUGUUUCGCCGUUUCAGAAGCAAAUCGAUAAAAAUAAAUUCUCAGUUAGCCCUAGUUCUUCUCUGAGCUUAGCUGACUGUAGCUUUAUCUUCUUCGUUUCUGCGAGAUUUCUGUCGAACCUAUUUGUAUAUCUUCUCUCUUAGAACUCCAAAAAGCCCCAAUUGGUUAGACUGUUCCGAUUCGAAAGGGAAGGUGAAUCCCUAAUUGAAGCAAGUUCAAUUUGUUCAAAGGUUCCUGGCACAAUCUCUCAAUGGGAAGCAAAGGUCGAGGGCCACCUCCCAACAUUAGGCGUCCGCCUCCAGGACCCGGCAUGAUGUAUCCUGAUUCUUUUGGUCCUCCUACGCAUAACCCUCCACCAGUUGAUUUCCCCCCUUUUGACAGGCUACCUCCUCCAGAGAUUUUGGAACAGAAGAUUGGUGCACAACAUCUUGAGAUGCAAAAACUUACUACAGAAAAUCAGAGGCUUGCUGCCACCCAUGUAACUUUGAGGCGAGAUUUAGCUGCUGCACAACAUGAGCUACAAAUGUUGCAUGUUCAGAUAGAAACAGUCAAGGCCAACAGGGAACAAGAGACUAAAGGCCUCAGUGAUAAAAUUUCUAGGAUAGAGGCUGAACUUCAAGCUGCUGAAUCUAUCAAAAAAGAAUUGCCGCAAGCACAAGGGGAAGCUCGCACUUUGUUUGCAGCAAGGCAAGAACUUGUUACUAAAAUACAAAUGCUGACUCAGGAUCUUCAAAGGGCUCACGCUGAUGUGCUACAUAUUCCUCGUUUGCUGGCUGAGUUGGAGAGCCUAAAAAAGGAGUAUCAGCAGUGCCGGACUACCUAUGAGUGCGAGAGGAAGUUAUACAGUGAUCAUCUUGAAUCUCUUCAAGUGAUGGAGAAGAACUACAUGACUAUGUCCAGAGAGGUGGAAAAGCUUAGGGCAGAGUUAGCGAACACUUCUAACUCUGACAGACAAACAGGUGGACCUUAUGGUGGUUCAACUGGAUACAAUGAAAAUGAUGCCACUAAUAAUUAUGCUACUGGGCAAAACAUCUAUGCAGACGGCUAUGGAGUUUAUCAGGGUAGAGGCUCCGUACCAACAGGGACUAAUGCUGGAGGAGUUCCUGCUGUUGACUCACCACAAGUUGGAGCUCAGUCUGUGCCUCCGUCAAACAGGCCUCCUUAUGAUACAUCAAAUAUGUCUGGUUAUGAUGCACAAAGGGGAAUUAGAGGCCCUGUUGGACAUGGUUAUGAAGCACAAAUGGGAUCAAGUGGUCCUGGCUAUGAUGCGCAAAGAGGAUCUGGUUUAGCAGCUUAUGAAGCUCAGAGGGGGCAUGGGUAUGAUAGGGGACCUGGGUAUGAUGCUCAGAGGGCAGCGGGUUAUGAAGCUUACAGAGGACCUGGCUAUGAUGCAUAUGGGGCCCCUGUUUAUGAUCCUAGCAAGGCCUCUAACUAUGACGCAUCUUCCAAAGGCGGUGUUGCAACUCAAGGACAGGUAGCACCUAUAGGAAAUGCUCCUCCUGGGGCAGCUCCCUCACCGGGUCAUAUUGGUCCUGGAUAUGAUGCAUCAGCACAAGGUGGAAAUCCAGCACGUAGAUGAUUCCAGCUCCAGUUUUGUGUUAUUUCUUGAGGAAUACAUCUCGAGCAUUCACUUCAAUUUUACUAUUUGCAGUGUCCCUAAAUAUCAAAUUCACUGCAUCAAGUGACUUGAUGCUGGUUCAUGUAAACGAAGGAAAUCUUGCAUCUUGAUGAGCUGCGUUGUUAGGUUCAAGUUAACCAUAUUUGACGUUUCUUUUAGGAGUCUUAAGAUUUCAUAUCUCACAUUUGGAAAUAUUAUCUAGUACCAAAUUAAAUUGAGGUCAUUUUACUUGAUGAAAAAAGUUCAUAGAA
This is a messenger RNA of Solanum lycopersicum (tomato), 1893 nucleotides long. RefSeq names its product protein FLX-like 2. NCBI's taxonomy places the organism in Eukaryota, Viridiplantae, Streptophyta, Magnoliopsida, Solanales, Solanaceae. The record is from RefSeq and is a predicted model, not a curated record.